This is a messenger RNA of Saprolegnia diclina VS20, 3906 nucleotides long. RefSeq lists its product as hypothetical. Gene Ontology annotation, cellular component: membrane. The coding region runs from base 11 to 3856 and encodes 1281 amino acids. The transcript is spliced from 3 exons. The record is from RefSeq and is a predicted model, not a curated record. Gene Ontology annotation, molecular function: ABC-type transporter activity; ATP binding; ATP hydrolysis activity. Lineage: Eukaryota; Oomycota; Saprolegniomycetes; Saprolegniales; Saprolegniaceae. Gene Ontology annotation, biological process: transmembrane transport.
UGCCAGCACGAUGCCAGCCGACGUCACCGACGUGGCCGAGGCCGCGCCCACCGAGUACAUCGCCGUAGCGACGCCCAAGGCCGGGGCGCCGGCCAUCGAGCCCGAGACGCCGGUCAACGAGAAGGGCCAGAUGGUCCCGCUCACCAAGCUCUUUAGCUAUGCCGAGCGGACCGACGUGCUUCUCAUGGUCGGCGGAACGCUCUGCGCGAUGGGCACGGGCGUCUCGCAGCCGCUCCAGAUCAUCUUCUUUGGCGACAUCCUCUCGGCGUUCAACCCGGGCUCGACCACCAACACGAACGUCAGCAGCGACGUGAGCGACGGCAUCAACAGCAUUGCGCUCAAGUUUGUGUACCUCGGUAUUGGCGUCAUCGCCUGCGGCUUUGGCCAAGUCGCUUGCUGGUCGAUUGCGGCGUCGCGCCAAGGCAAGCGGCUCAAGUUCGAGUACAUUCGCGCGAUCUUGCGCCAAGAAAUUGGCUGGUUUGACGUCAACAAGCCGAUGGAGCUCGCCACCAAGGUGGCCGACACGUCGCUCAUCAUCCAAGACGGCAUUGGGCGCAAGGUCGGCGACGGCAUCAACUUCUUCUCGAUGGGCAUCAGCGGCAUCAUCAUUGGUCUCGUCAAGGGCUGGAAGCUUGCGCUCGCGCUCUUGGCGUUUACGCCGUUCAUUGCGCUCACAGCCUUUCUCAUGGUCAAGACCUUGUCGAGUGCGAUCCAGAUGGGCAUCUCGGCGUAUGCGUCGGCCGGCGGCAUUGCCGAAGAGAGCUUGAGCAACAUUCGGACCGUCCAAAUGUUCAACUCGAUGGACAAGUUUGUCGCCAAGUACGAUGCAUCGCUGCUCGCGACCGAGAAGGCGGGCAUUCGCAAGGGCAUUGCGAUCGGGCUCGGUACGGGUGUCAUGUUUGGCACCAUCUUCUUCACGUACGGCUUUGGCAUGUGGUUUGGUGCUGUCCAAGUCGCCGACGACCAGCUCGGCAGCGUCAAGUGCACGUCCGACUGUUAUGACGGCGGUCGCGUGCUCACAGUCUUCUUUUCGAUUAUCAUGGGAGCAAUGGCCCUCGGGCAGUCGGGCCCGUCGAUCCAAGCCGUCUUCUCGGCCCGCACGGCAGCCCACGGCGUCUUUGCGAUGAUUGAGCGCGCUUCGCUCGUGGACCCGCUUGACGAAGGUGGCGCGACGUUGCCCCAUGUCGAGGGCGAGAUUCGCCUUGAGAACAUUGAGUUUUACUACCCAGCGCGCCCCGAAGUCCGCGUCUGCUCGGGCUACACGCUGCAGAUUGCGGCCGGUGAAAAGGUCGCGCUCGUUGGGCCGAGUGGGAGCGGCAAGAGCACGAUCGUGUCGCUUCUCGAACGGUUUUACGACCCAACGCGCGGGACCGUCUUCCUUGACGGCGUCGACCUCAAGACGCUCAACGUCAAGUGGCUUCGGCAGCAAGUGGGGCUUGUCGGGCAAGAGCCGUCGCUGUUUUCCGUCUCGAUCGCCGACAACAUUCGCCACGGCAAGGACGGCGCGAGCAUGGACGAGGUCAUUGCCGCCGCCAAGCAAGCGAACGCGUACGACUUUAUCAUGGGCUUUCCAAAGGGCUUUGACACGGAGGUCGGCGACCGCGGCGCGCAGCUCUCGGGCGGCCAGAAGCAACGUAUUGCGAUUGCGCGCGCGAUCAUCAAGAACCCGGCGAUUCUGCUCUUGGACGAAGCCACGUCGGCGCUCGACACGGAGAGCGAGCGCGUCGUGCAAGAGUCGCUCGAUCUGCUCCUCGCGACGCGGAAGCGGACGACGAUCAUCAUUGCGCACCGCCUCUCGACGAUCCGGGACGCCGACCGCAUUGUCGUGCUGGAGAAGGGCGUCGUCGUCGAGCAAGGGUCCCACACCGAGCUCAUUGCGCGCUCAGACGGACACUACCGCAAGCUCGUCGAGGCGCAGUCCCGCGCCCACACCAAGCCCGAUGCAUCGACCGACGACGAUGUGGUCGAGAUGGCGGCCGACACACCGGCUGCCAACGCGCGCAAGAUGAGCUCGACCAAAGCGCUCAUCGUGACACCGGUGGCAUCGUCGCCGGACGCCAAAGACGAACCGCCCGCGCUGUACAAGGUGCCCAUGUCGCGCGUCUGGAAGCUCAGCGCACGCGAGAGCGGGCACAUCCUUCUCGGGUCGCUCGGUGCGGUGGUCAACGGCGCCAUCUUUCCCGUUUGGGGCGUGCUCUUGACCAAAGUCACGGUGCUCUUCUUCGACUACUCGAUCUCGGGCGACGAGAUGCGGACGCGGGCGUCGCACUGGGCGCUUGGGUUUGUCGGGCUCGGUGUAGCGUUUUGCGUGUCUGUCGUUGUGCAAAACUACGGCUUUGCGGUCGUCGCUGAACGCCUCACUCACCGACUGCGCUACAUGGGGUUCAAAGCCAUGCUCCACCAAGACGUCGGGUGGUUUGACCUCGAGACCAACUCGUCUGGGGCGCUCACGACGCGGCUUGCGACCGACACGGCGAUGAUCAUGGCCAUGACGAGCGAGACGCUCAACCGCGGGCUUGUCAACGUCGCGACGCUCGGCGUGGCGUUUGGCAUUGGGUUUUACUACAGCUGGGAGAUGACACUUGCGAUGCUCGGCAUCUUUCCGAUCCUGGGCGCUGCGUCGUACGUCCAAAUGCAAAUGAUGUCGGGCCACGGCAAGAAGCUCAACGAAGGCGACACGAAGGCCGGGUCGCUCCUCGCCGAGUCGAUCAACUCGGUGCGCACGGUGGCGUCGUUUACGAUGGAGUCGAACGUGCACACGACGUACCUCGGGCACCUCGCGACGUCGGCGGCCGCGGACGUGAAGGCGGGUCUUGGCGGCGGCAUUGGCUUUGGUGUCUCGCAAGGCGUCAUGUUCAUGGCGAUUGCAUUCCUCUUUUGGCUCGGCGGCGUCUUGAUCACACGCGAGAACUCGGACACGACGUUUGAAGACAUGUUUAUGGUCAUGAUGGCCAUCAUGCUGAGCUCGUUUGGCGUCGGUAUGGCGGCACAGAACAUGACGGACGCGGCCAAGGCCAAGGCGGCGGCUGCAAGCCUCUUUGAGACUGUCGACCGCGUCCCACCCAUCGACUGUGCGAGCGAGACUGGCGCGACAUUGCCGACCGUCCGCGGCGAGAUUGAGCUCCGGAACGUCCACUUCAGCUACCCGUCGCGCCCCAACGCCCCGAUUUAUACCAACUACAACUUGGUCAUUCCAAGCGGAGCGACAGUCGCGCUCGUGGGCGCGAGCGGCUGCGGCAAGAGCACGGCGAUUGGGUUGAUUGAGCGGUUUUACGACCCGAGCGCCGGCGCCGUGUACCUCGACGGCGUCGACAUUAAGAGCCUCAACGUCAAGUGGCUGCGCCAGCACAUUUCGCUUGUCGGCCAAGAACCCGUCUUGUUUGCGGGCACGAUCGCCGACAACAUUGCGUCCGGCAAGGACGGCGCGACGCGCGAGGAUGUGGUGCAAGCCGCAACGAUGGCCAACGCCCACGACUUUAUCUUGCAGUUUCCCGAUGGCUACGAGACCCAAGUUGGCGACCGCGGUGUGCAGGUCUCGGGCGGUCAGAAGCAGCGCAUCGCGAUUGCCCGUGCGAUUCUGCGGGACCCCGAGGUGCUGCUGCUGGAUGAAGCCACGUCGGCGCUCGACAAUGAGAGCGAGCGCAUCGUGCAAGCGUCGCUCGACAAGCUGCUGCAGCUCAAGAAACGGACGACGAUCAUUGUGGCCCACCGGCUGACGACGAUCCAGAACGCCGACAUCAUUGCAGUCGCGAGCAACGGCGUGAUUGCCGAGAAGGGCACGCACCACGAACUCAUGAAGAUUCCCAACGGUCUCUACGCCGCACUCGUGUCGCGCCAGAUGCAGCAGCCGUCCUAAGUGCGCUCAUUUGGAGUCUAAAACACAAAAUACAUGGUAGUGCAUGCCCA